GGGAACGACAAGAAAAGAUAAGGUUAGACGAAGAAAAGAAGAAGGCAAAGGAACAGGAGGAUCGCAAACAACAAGAGGAGCAGAAGCAAGCAGCUGCAACAAAAGCACAAGCCGAGAAGGAGCAGAAAGAACAGAAGGAGCAGCAGCAAAAAGAACUCUUGUUGAAAAAGCAACAAGCGUCACUUAAUGUGAGCUAUGAACAAUGAUUUUUCACUGACUUCAUGCUAUCUCUCUAAUAUAAUGAUAUUGCAGCAAAAAUCCUCCACGCUCUCUAUCAAAGGCUUGGAAGAAGCCGGCAAAUAUUUUGACUUGUUGAAGAAAUUCAAAGAACAGAUUAAACCAGCUAUUGCCCAGCAUGCCGAGUGGAAACAAGGUGCAAUGAAAUCGCGCAUGAAAUUGAAACGUAUGAUUGGUCAACUUGUCAACAAGCGCGAGACCAUUAUGCGAAUUACAAAUGACGCGCAUACCAUUUUCUCUGACUGCCAACGAACUUCCGACAUAUUAUAUGAAUGGAUCAUGAAUUUCACGGCCAAGGCAUUAGUGGAACAAGCUGAAACAGAAGUUACUGUCAAGCCAUCCACAGCCUAUCCGCUGGCACACGUUACCGUUAUGUUGGCUACAAAGCACGCUGGUUUCAUGGACAUUGUGAUUGCUCGUCUCAUCAAGCAUUGCCCAUACCUUAUUCCUCGUUAUUUUGAUGAUGACCCGAAACGUUCCCCAGACGAAACCCGAAAGUUGAUGGGUUACAAAUAUAGUGACAAGGAAGCCAAACAAUGGGAAGACGCAGUACAAUACAAAGAGCAUAUGAGUGGUCUUAUUUCCUUAUGGGCCGCUAUUGUCCAAACUGCUCCAGAGCCCGGAAUGGGCGAAAACCCUUAUCCCAUACAGCAUGGCUGGACGUGGCUCGCACGUAUUUGUAACAUUCCUCCGAGAGCUAUCACGCCUGCUCUUAUAAACUCAUUCUUAGAAAUUGCUGGCGAACGGAUGCUGGCAACCUAUCCUCGGCAACUUCCAAAAGUACUACAGCUUAUAAUGCAACAAUACCUACCACUUUUGGCUGGCGAUAAAGAUGCCGUAGCUGCUGCUACUCGACUAUCAAGUUACUUGGAGACAUACGCUACAUCGGGAAAACUUGGAGCAAUAGAAGGCUCCAGAUACUAGCUUGUCUCCCUACAUCACAUAUCAACAUUUGUUUAUAGUCCUCGCUCAUAUCAUUUGCCUUUUGGAUUAAAUCACCAUCCACCCACAUCCACAUUAAUACAUUUACCAUUAGUUUGGAGCAUUAACAAAGAAUCCAUUGGUACAAUUUACAUUUAGAUAUACUGUUAUACACUUGAUAUCUGUUUGAUUUAUCCUGCUCUCAAAGUCGAUGUCGAACGACCGUAGAAGUCAUUGUAAUCGAGGCGAGUGGAGAGUGAUCUCAAGUCGUCAUCCUGAUAAGAUGAGAGCGUGGCUAGGAGAUCCAAUGUCUCUCGCUGGUUUUAGACAGUAUGGAAGAGGCUGUUAGUGUGGAGCAAAUACUGAAUGAAAAGAAA
This is a messenger RNA of Umbelopsis ramanniana AG, 1535 nucleotides long. RefSeq lists its product as uncharacterized. The record is from RefSeq and is a predicted model, not a curated record. The coding region runs from base 196 to 1161 and encodes 321 amino acids. Gene Ontology annotation, biological process: regulation of translational initiation; poly(A)+ mRNA export from nucleus; regulation of translational termination. Gene Ontology annotation, cellular component: cytoplasm; nuclear pore; nuclear pore cytoplasmic filaments. The transcript has 5 exons. NCBI's taxonomy places the organism in Eukaryota, Fungi, Mucoromycota, Umbelopsidomycetes, Umbelopsidales, Umbelopsidaceae. Gene Ontology annotation, molecular function: phospholipid binding; translation initiation factor binding; inositol hexakisphosphate binding.